ACGGCUAAAGCCCGAGCAACUUGGCUGCUGCUGAAGCACGGGCUAGUCAGCGGAAAGGCUACCUGGAUUUACAGCGCGCAGGCGGCAGUGUGGCGAUGCGGAAUUAGGUGGCCGUUUCUUUUCCCGGGCAAGCAGCGGAGAACGGGGAUUGCAAUUUAAGUGACACGACAUUUUGUUUAAAAAAAAAACAAAAAAAAAAAACAAUCUUUUCAUAAUUUCUUCUACAUAUUGCUCCGCUUUGCAUUAUUUAUUAUCAUCAGAUCUGUACAAACUACACGUUUUCCCCGGAGCGCGCGCCGGUCACGGAUCUGAAGAGUUGUUGACGUUGUUGUUGUUGUUUUUGUUGUUGUUGUUUCCACUGAUUUUUUAAUUUUUUUUUUUUUGAAAAGUGGGUGCUAUUUCGGUUAUCACGGGAUCAAAUUGUGUUUCCUGAGAGAAUCAAAAAUGGACGUGUUGGCGAAUUACAGUAUCUUUCAGGAACUUCAGCUUGUCCACGACACAGGCUACUUCUCGGCGAUGCCGUCGCUGGAGGAGAACUGGCAGCAGACAUGUCUGGAGCUGGAGCGGUAUCUACAGACAGAGCCCAAGCGACUGUCCGACCUCUUUGACGAGGAUCUGGACUGCCUGCUGACGCCAGGUUUCAUGAAGGGGGACAGCGACGAGGACCUAAUGGAUCCACUGCUUCCCAGCCUGUCAGACCAACCCAGUCCACCGCCGCUGCUCGUGUCUCUGCCCAAAAACCUCCACACUCCCGCCAGUGGUAAGACCAUAGAGGCAGGAGUAAAAGAGGGUAAUGGGGGCGUCCACCCAGCACAACUGAGUGCCGUCACCUCACUAACGCCACCCUCCUCACCAGAACUGGGCCGGCACCUGGUCAAGCCAACGCAGACCCUUACCGCCACACCUGACGGCACACUCACGCUCAAGUUGGUGGCAAAGAAAGUGGGGUUGGCCACUGCUAAAUUGGUGGCGACACAGUCAUUGCCUUCCCCACCGGCCCGGGGAGCACAGAGCGACGGAGAAGGAGGCUUGGGAUCAGCAGGAAUUGGUGACAUCCCAGAGAACAAGAAGAGGGUCCAUCGCUGCCAGUUCAAUGGCUGCAGGAAGGUUUACACAAAGAGUUCCCACUUGAAGGCACACCAGAGGACACACACAGGUGAGAAGCCGUACAAAUGCUCCUGGGAAGGCUGUGAGUGGCGCUUUGCCCGCAGCGACGAGCUGACUAGGCACUACCGCAAGCACACCGGCGCCAAGCCCUUCAAGUGUAACCACUGCGACAGGUGUUUCUCCAGGUCUGACCAUUUGGCUCUGCACAUGAAGAGGCACAUCUGAGGAGAGAAGGGAAACGAGAGUGAAGGAGAGGGGGAGAGAGAGAGAGAGAGAGAGAAGGGGGAGAGGAAAAGAAUGUCUAAGGAGAAGAAGUGUUGUGCCCCGUCCAGAGAUGAAGACUCCUGUGGAGACCUCAAAAACCCAAGCCUGAAGGAAACGGAGGCUAAUACAAAGAAUACACGAGGCAACGAGAUCGGGAGAGCAGAGCUUGCUGGAUUCUUCACUUCUUGACAGUUUUCAAAAAAUAUAUAUAAUCACGCCAUUUUCUCAUUUUUUUAAAAAAAAUCAGUUACUUAGCUCAAGUUACUAGCUUGGGAAUCAGACACUGCCAAACGAUAGCUGUUUUUCCGCACUAUUGCUCUUCUUUGUACAGUAAAUCAUAAGUAUGGGACAGAAGACCUGUGAACACUGCAUUGCUCACAAAACACAUCACAUUUAAUCAGAAAACAACACUUCAGCUCUAGAAAUGUACUUGUGCUCUCAGUUACACAGACAACACCUUCUGAAAAAAAAUUACUUCCUAUUUCUUCCGUCUACACCAAGGACUCAUAAUAAAAACCGAACUGCGGUUCACGCCAUGUACAGCAAGCUGCCACUUUGGAGGACGACGUUGCCAAACAUUCUGGACAGUGACCAAUGGAGCUAGUGGCCAAAAGCAAGUCCCUGGAAGGAGCCCCUGCGCUGACCUCCUCUGCUCUUCGCUUCAGAGCGUGCUCCUCUCUUCACGCCUGUCACCUCACAGGCAUCUGAAACAAUGCGCAGCGACACUUUCUUGCCUUUGUUUUUUUUUUUUAAAGACAGUGUUACAAAACAGAAGAUUGUUUCUGAACUGAGAUGUCUUAAAACUCAAAAAAAAAAAAAAAAAAAAAAAAAAGAACUUUUGUUUUUUGUGUACAUGAGCGUGAAUGUGCACAUAUGGGCACAGGGCUGGGAGGGUGGGGGGGAGUUUGAACACAACAAGUAUGUGUGAAAGGUUCAGUUCAGUGGUGCCUAUCUUAGCACUGACAGCAAGGAGUUUGAAGAAUGCAAGGAAGAAUAUACGAAGCCCGAAAGGAUUUGGGCCGCUGACUCAUAAAGCGGAGCCCUAUGGUUUUCAUUUCACUCCGUUCUGAUUUGAUGCAGACUGUUGCGCAAACCUGGCGUCAGCACGGACACUCGUGUGAUGCUCAUUAACACUGGAAACGUUCGCUGGCUUCAUGCUGAGACUGGAUCCCAUAUUGGAGCUCAAACCCUGUGCAGAGGAGAAGGGGCUGAUGGGAGGCCUUUCUCCAGCUGCAGCUCCUGGAGAGGACAGAGGAAAGCAGGCAGGUCAUGUGACUCUGACUAGAGACGCCUGCUGGCAUCAGGAUCCAAAAAAAUAAAACAUGAAAAGGAACCCAGUGGCAUCGCGCCAGACGAACUUUGCCUGCCUGUUUCGUAUCCAUUGUCUGCACUGACUUUUUUCAACGUUCUCUGUGCUUUUUUCAUACAGACAAAAAGGAAAAAAACGAAAAAAAAACAACAAAAAAACCUAUUAUGAGGAGAAAAAAAACCCCGAAAAAAUUAAUCUCUCACAUAGACACGCGCACGCAACAAAAACACACAGAAUGGUUUUAUUAGCUCAUGGCUCUUUUUCAGAGAUAAAGCUGAAAAUAAUCAAGGGAAAAAUAAUUAUCAUGUUAAUGAAUGAAUUAGAAACAAAACACUGCAUGGCAGCCUCUCUCAAACAUACACACUUACGCACACAGAUUGCUUCCCGGAUUUUUUUCUCUUUUUUUUUUUUUUUGUUCUAUUCCAAUAUCUUCAAAGUAGGGUUUUUAUCCAUUGUUGUUUUGGAGUAGGAUUUCUUUCUGCCUGAAGUCAAGCUUUGAAGUCAGAUGAUGAGAGCUCAUUCACAUGUUCUAGCUAUUAUGCUGAACUAGGCCUAGGAUGAGCUCUAGCAUAACAAUCAGCUUCUAAAUAAUUGUGAAUGAGGUUAUAAUCAUUGUUCCCAAGGUUGCAAAGUCUAGCAGGAUGUUGGCCCACUGAACCCUCUCCUUGCUUUAGUUGAUGAGGGUGAAGGGGGAGAAUCAAAGCCAUCAUUGUAACAUUGAGCUGUAACGUUAAGGUCAUCGGCCUUCAGGGGACCUUCACAACCAGACUGAUACCAAAAAAUGGCGCUCAUCUACUAAACUGCUCUCAAAACAAGGCCUGCUCUUUCUUCACUAAUACACACGAAAACAAACACACUCACUACUAUACAAACACAAGGACAUAACAGUCUGCUCAGUCCUGUAUUUCUGCUUGAAUUAUGCUUGAAUUAUUUUUUUCAUGCUCAAGGUUUUUGUUUUAUGCUCAAGGUUCUUGGUUUAAAUCCAUGGGUUAAGAUGCAAAGGAUGCCAAAAUCAAAGGAGGAUCAAGACUAUUUGACCUCUCCACCACUUUUUGUACAAUCAUUUUGGGCUUUUGUGUCACUUUCUUCUAGACACGGCAUCUAUACAGUGAUGCAAGCAAAGCAGGACACAUUCCACCACGAACGUUGGUAUAGAGUCAUAUUAGCAUUGUGAGUAACACUAGUUGUAGAUCAUCAAGGUUUCUGCUGUGCACUGCGUUGGUUGCAUCAGCCAGAAAACAAUGGGAUCAAAUUCAGAUCAUUCUGAUACACAUCUAAAAGAUAUGACCAACCCUCGUUUCAGUGUAGCCAUAGAAACCAGCAUGAUUUCAUCCAGCUUUUAAGAUGCUCACGUGACUCAAACUGAGGUUUCCUAUGUUACACUAUGAGAAACAGAAAACAACGUUAAAGUUCUUUCUGUCCAAGGAACUGCAAAGCAGCCUGGAAAAAAAAUACAUUUUAGUCACUUCCAUAUUCCAACCUGUAAAUUGCCAUUGUAAAUGCAAGACUACAACUGAAGAACUAUUUUUUUGCGUAGAAAUAUUAUAACGUUCCAGAACCUACCAAAUGAUUAUGAAAAUAAAGGCCCGUUCAUUAAAAUAGCAAUCAGCAUGCUCUAGACAUCGCCUGCGCUCUUUGAGUUUUGAUCACAGUUUCCCCAUCCCCUUUUCCUCUCUCCACACUCCAAACGACAGCAGUGAUCAAUGCACAAUCAACUACAGCAGGAACAUCAAAUGCACACUUUGCCCAAAGAUUUAUGCGUCUGCAAGCAAACUGCUGAGUGUUUAAAAAAAAAUGAGAAAGAGAGAAUGAGGAUUUUUAUUGUUUUUACUCUCAUUAUUACCACUUAUCAGAUGCUGUCCCCUAACCUCCACCCUAAAUCAGCUGAACCGCAUUAAACUUUUUUUUUUUUUUCCUGAGCAUCAGUGUGUGGCCAUUGUCAUGGUCUUGGGUAUGUGUGCUUGUAAUAUAGUCAUUUAGUGAUUUUUCUCUUUCUUUUUCUCUCCAAGUAGCAGUGCAGUAACAGCGAGAUAGUCGCAUUGGUUUUAGUACAUUACAUAUUAUACAGUGGAGUUUACUGUUUCUUAAGGAUGUCUAAGGUCAAAGGAGUCUUCGGGAACGUGAGAUAUGCCUGUUGUAAUAUAAUCCCAAACUUUAAAUGGAGCAAAAAUCUGGAAGGGGUGGAUUGCUUAAAUAUUUGUUAUUAUUGGCUAUAUUUAGAAAGCAACUGGUGGUUUCCUUUAGCUUCCAAAGCUUGAUUAUUUGGACUAAAAAUCUAAAAAAUAAAAAAUUUUGCUUAUAGAGUAUUUUGUUUUUAAAUAGUUUAAUUAUUAUCUAAGACAGGAGUUCUCAAACUUUUUACAGCCAGGGAAAAAGAUUUGACUAUUAAAGUAGUAGUACAGAUUUAAUUUAUGAGCUAUUCCAACAUUAGGCUGAUUAUUUAAAUGCGUACUAUUUAUUGGAGCCAAGGUCCAAGAUGAAAUUUAUAGACCUACUUGUUUUUUUGAGAUUUGGAUUAAACCCAUUUAAUUCAAGAGACCAGUCAAAUAACUACAAAAACUCAAUCAUAAAGACAAAUUUGAUAAUGGUGUGUUGUGAUUUCCACCAAUGUAACAAACUAAAAAUAAAUAAAUAAAUAAAUAAUCACAGACCCCCUGGCUAUUCUUCUCGGACGCCACUUUGAGAACCCCUGAUCUCAGGUACCUUCCAGUGAAAUAAAUGCCCUUCCGUUAUAUUUUGGCUUAAACAGGGUGUUUGUGUAACUAUAACACUGAAGCAGAGGGAUUUAAUGAACAGGCAGAUGGUUCCGCUUGACUCUAGCACCUCUUACAGAUUGUAGGUGUUGCAGUUCUUAGUUUAAAACAUAAGCAUUUCAAUACAAAAACAUGCGCACUUCAUGUGUACUCCUAGCGUAGUCUGUUAUUCGCACCACUGUCGAUUGUCCACAUAACAUGUUGUGAGAUUUCGAGAUGCACCUGUCACAGGAGCACAUGAGCCAUGACUCAAUAGUAAAAUCACACUGAAUGUGACAUUUUAGUCUCGUAGUCUACUUCGUGUCAGAUUGGAUCAGCUCUGGCAUGGUAGAAGGGUCAGUAGUCAGUACAGUAUGUGUCAUCAAACCAGAUCCAGUUUGAUACUUGUGGAUUAAUUCGUUCUGCUCAUGUCUUGUGAUGUUUAGUGCAUCUUGGAUUCUGUCUGCUGUGCUUGUCUAAACUCUGUGUCAGUAUAUACCGGAUUCACCAGUACUUUCCUUUCCUCUUGCUCUAUAUAUAUAUAUAUAUAUAUAUAUAUAUAUAUAUAUAUAUAUAUAUAUAUAUAUCUCCAUCUUCCCCUCACUCAUUCUGUCCCCUCUCGUUUGUCCCACCCUGCAUCAGCAGGACAGCCGCUAGCUGCUCCCAGAUCACAUCCCCGGUCCUCAAUCUGCUGCAUUCAGACCACUAUAUUUCUGCCCUUGCUUGUGUUUCCAGCAGCAAAAUCUGAACGUCGCAGGCAGUCAAUAACCAGGGAGCGAGCCACGCAACGACAGACCUCAGCUGAAACGCAGUCCCUCGAACAGGUGCUUUUCUUUUUCGGCCGCUUCCUCUGCCAUGGCCGGCCACGACAGCUUAGCGCAGGUUGUGUCAGAACAAAAGGGAGUACAGUAUAUGCCAUCACUCAUACACGUCCACAGUGGCACGACAAAACUCACACCACUUGUACAGCACGUUUCUCGCUAGAGCAGGGCCCCCACCCACCCCACCCCCCCGCCAUUUUCAUCAUCGUAACCAUUAUCCUCACCUGUCCACAGCGCACCCACUCUACCCAUCAACCCUUCAUUUCUGCUACCUUCGUGCUCACUUCCUCUCUGUUUUAUUUUUUUUAUUUGUUUGGGUUUUUUUUUCUAAUCGGUUCCUUCUGGGUUUUUUUUGUUCAUUUAUGUUUUUCGUUUUUCUCCUUUUUAUUUGCUGUACAAAGUGUUUAAAAUAUUAUUUGUAUGAUAUAAUGUUAGUAUGGUAAUGUUCUUUAUUAAGGAAGAAGAUGAAAUUUAUUUUUGUUACUGGUCUGUUUCAUAAUUCUUUUUUAAAUUGGUAUUGUAAGAUAUCUAUGCAAGAACUGUUCAGUGGAGCGUUUUUAUUUAAGAAUGUAAUAUGUGUAAUAAAUGGUAGAAUCUGA
Messenger RNA from Pangasianodon hypophthalmus (striped catfish), 6832 nucleotides. RefSeq names its product Kruppel-like factor 7b (gene klf7b). The transcript has 4 exons. Lineage: Eukaryota; Metazoa; Chordata; Actinopteri; Siluriformes; Pangasiidae. Bases 445 to 1332 code for a protein of 295 amino acids. Gene Ontology annotation, biological process: regulation of transcription by RNA polymerase II. Gene Ontology annotation, molecular function: RNA polymerase II cis-regulatory region sequence-specific DNA binding; DNA-binding transcription factor activity, RNA polymerase II-specific. The record is from RefSeq and is a predicted model, not a curated record.